Neolamprologus brichardi is the source of this 1438-nucleotide messenger RNA. RefSeq names its product melanocortin-2 receptor accessory protein 2A-like. Gene Ontology annotation, molecular function: corticotropin hormone receptor binding; type 4 melanocortin receptor binding; signaling receptor regulator activity. Gene Ontology annotation, cellular component: plasma membrane; endoplasmic reticulum. Lineage: Eukaryota; Metazoa; Chordata; Actinopteri; Cichliformes; Cichlidae. The record is from RefSeq and is a predicted model, not a curated record. Gene Ontology annotation, biological process: regulation of adenylate cyclase-activating G protein-coupled receptor signaling pathway; protein localization to plasma membrane.
CGCUUACUGGACUCACACGAGGAUGGAUAGAGUUUUUGCGUAACGGUUGAAAUGUCCGACUUCCACAACCGGAGCCAAACAAGCGCACGUCGCAGUGACUACGUGUGGCAGUAUGAAUAUUAUGACGACGAAGAGCCCGUGUCGUUCGAGGGACUCAAAGCGCACAGAUACUCCAUCGUCAUCGGCUUUUGGGUUGGACUUGCUGUGUUCGUGAUUUUCAUGUUCUUUGUUCUCACUCUGCUCACAAAGACAGGAGCGCCACACCAAGAUAACCCAGACUCGGCUGAAAAGCGUCAUCGACCGGGAAGCUGUCUGGUAGACAUUGAUGGUCACCAGGAUGAAAACGACAAAGCCUUCUCACGUCCGUUGCUAGCAGGAUCCCGUUCAUAUUUUAAUUUCUACAUCAAUGAGGAAGACAAGGGUCACGGAAAGCAAAAAGUAGAAGAAAAGAGAGCUGGAAAGCACACCGUGGCCCGAGCUGAGCAGGGAACCUUCAACCGGAACAGAGGCGUCAGCUCCUCUGGGAUGGACGAGAUGGAAGAAGACCUUGAGGAGGCUGGGGUCCACCAACAGCUUACUGGACUAAUAGAACAGAGCAAGACAGACAGAGAGUGCACCUUUCUUUCUCACUUCAACAUCCCUAACUUUGUCAACUUGGAUCACAGUUCAACUCUUGGAGAGGAUGAUCUGCUAUAUGAGCCCUCAGUCAUACUAGAGCGUCAGUCUAAAUGUCACGAUGCUCACUUUGACAUCCACUAAGGCUCGUCCUGCAGAUAAGCAUGGUUAUAGUGAUACCGUAACACCAUUUGCUUUUUCAGAGGGUCAUUUAUGAACUGACAAUGAGAAAUAUACUCAUCACUAAGCUUCUGUGUAUGAAGUUUUGUUGUUGUUUUUUUUUUACAGCCAACAACCAAGAGGGCACAAAACCUAGCUGACAGCUCAAUAUUCAGUGCAACUCAAAGUUAUAAGAUGAUAACUCUUCCUGAAGUUGAAAUUGCCUCAGAAGAGAUACCUGUCAUUUUGAGUAUAGGCUCUGGAAAUGGACGCAGCUGUGCUGUACCUGGAUGAGAUGACAUUUUCACACAGGAACAGAUAAAAAUGGAAGAGUGCCAGGUUCACAAGGGAGAUUUUUUUUUGUAGUUCUGUAGAAUUAAUUAUGUUGUUAUUGCUGUCUCGUUUUCCUUGUAGAAUUUUGAACGCUGGGCAUUAUCUUUUAAAAACCAAAUAAAUGCCAGCUAGUCUACCAACAAAUUUAAAAACUGUGAAUUAAUCAAGUUUUGUCCUAAGAUUAAGUGUUUAGAAAAGGUGAAGUGUAAUUGUGUGUAGCAAACGGUGUAAUUAGUAGUACAAAAUCAAAUAUAUCAGAAUAGGGACUCGCAGGAGAAAAUACACAGCGCUUUUGUAGUCAGAAAAUCUAUUAAACUUACUGAAGGUGAAU